AUGGCGGCCCCCGACUUGCUCCGCGCGCCCGAUGGCGAGCGUCAGCUGGAGGCAGUGCCUGUGCGUCUCUUAGCAGGUAGCCAAGCUACAAGCAACCCGCCAGGACAGGAUCACUCUUGGGCCCGCUCCGUCCGACAGCGCCUUGCUACCCAACUCCAAGAAGUUGGACAUGCUGACCCGAAGCUCGUGGAAGCGCUUGUGGCAGAGCUCAUUGCUGUCUUCCAUGCCGUGCUGCAGAAGAGCAGCCGACACGCCUGGCUAUGCCUGAUCGAGGCCCUGCAGUUGAUCGCUCCCUUUCAGGAACUUUUGUCUGGGCAAGCAGAGCUGGCACCAUACCUGGAAGGACUCUAUUAUCAGUUUCAGAGCUGUCAGGCCUUGGUCUCUGACUUGGAUGUCCUAGGGGCCAUUUGGCGAUCCUUCCCCAAGGACUGUUCCAUCCUAUGGGCCUCUCCAAGGGCCACCUGUUCUCGAGAUCCUGCAGACCCAGCUAAGCUGCUGCCAUCCAGCCAAGAGCCAGUUUUUGCAGGCCUACCCUGCCCUUUUGUUGCUGACUGGACAGCAGCUGGACUGUCUGGCACGUUGAAACUGGAGCCUGUGUCCCUUCAGGAGUUGCAAAGAUGUGUGGGGCUUGUAGGCAGUGAGGUGGCUCGAGGGGAGGCCCCCUGGGCCAACAGCUUGGGCUUCAUGCCUCUGGCUGUAGCUGUAGAUGUGCCCACGGAAUACCCCUGCGAGGAGGCAAGCAGCACUGGAGGGUAAGGCCCCAGCAAGUGGAGGGGCAGGAAGACCUUGGGACCGGCCCCAGCACCCAAGAAGGCAGGGAUGGUGGUGGCGACGGCAGCGGCAGACAGGGAAAUGCCAAUGACAGGCCUCCAGGCUUCAGAGGUCUUUGCAAAGAACCGGCACUCAGGGGAAAUCCGUUUCCUAUACCUUAAUGUUGCGCACAACCGGCACUUCAGGCCGUAUGACCUGGUGGCUGUCCCCAAGCACCUGAUCAACCCGCUGCACUACAUCUUCUCGCCCUAUGGGGUGCUGCGUGUCCACCCCAAGGAGGGAUCAGAGGCGCUUUCCCUGGGCGACUGGCACCGGGAAGCAGUGCUGUGGCAGCUGAUGCAGCAUAUCCCUUUUUUCCGGCUCUUCCUGGUCCGCAAAGCCUUCGCCCGCUGGUGCUUCAACGUGAAACACCUGCAGCGCCUGAAGCACCGGGAGAAGCUGCGUCUGCAGCUGCUCCAGGCCGUGCCGCACUUUGGGGCAGCACUCCUGCACAUUUCCAGGCUCCUGCAGGAGCUGCGCUCCGUCCACUGGCUGCCCACGGAUAGCUCCAGGUGCUACAGCUUCCCCGAGCUGCAACGAGCCUUGGCCAAGGAGAACAGCCAUGCGCAGGGGCUCCUCAGCAGGUUCCUCACCCUUUGCUCCUCGAUCCUGGAGCUGGUGCGGGAUGACACGUACAAGAUGGUACAUGGGCUGCAGAUGAAAGUGCAGAGCUACAAGCUGUACAUAACCAAGGGGUCCCUGUACCACCAGCGGAUGCAGUAUGAGGAGCUGCUGCGCCAGCUACAGGAAGCGGAAUCCUGGCUGCAGAGGCUGGGCUUCCUGGCCCUGCUGGUGAAUCUCCUCAUCUGCCAGACGCUGGUCUCCACCAUGCAGGAAGAUGCCACCACCUUUGUUGAGCGCACCAUGAAGGCUGAUGGCACCAGGCGGAAGGCCGUUCUUGGGGUGCAUCUGGUGUUCAGCGCCGAUAGCAAGCUCAUGCUCUUCCCUUCCAAGGAGGAGCUGGAGGACUGCCUGCUCGGGGCCGUGAAUACAGUGGUGGAGUCCGUCUUGCAGGCUACCCGGAUCGGAAGUGAGAGACUGGAGGCUCAGGAGCACCUGCAGGGCACUGAGCAACCCUCAGCCACAGGAAAUGCCACAGAUGUGGUGGGCAGAGGCAGCAGCGCCGGGCACGGCUCCCCAGAUUGCGUAGAGGUGCUCCCGCGUUUGUCCACGGCAGUGUUGUGUGGUGAGGAGGUCCAGCUGGUGCACCGCCUGGACCUGAAGGCCUUUGGCGGCCUGGAAGUGGUUGGCCACCGCCUGAGGGGUGAGUUCCCCUUGCUGUCACGGGAGCAGCUGGAGAACGACCUGCAUUCAGACAGCAUCAUCCGGAAGGCCUUGGCCCAGCAGCGGGCCAUGAUCACGGCCGCCCUGGAGGAGACGCAGCUCCUGUGCCGAGAGUACAACUGGCUGGACCAGAUCUACCACUUCGUGCACAAUUGGAGCAGCGGCCAGCUGGAGAGCAUGAAGGGCUGGCCCGCCGAAGAGUACGUGAACCAGAUCCUCAAGCUGCGUGCGUGGGCGAGCCAGGUGCAGAACGUGCCACGGGCCGUCAUCACCUACAACCGCCUGCUCUUCGUGGACUGCAGCAGCAUUCACCAGGACCUCUUGCCCCUGCUGGCCUCCAUCAAUGAGGACAUCCUGGCCCUGCUGCUGAGCGAGACCCUCCAGCGCAGCGAGCUGCUGAUCACUGAACUGGCCGGCGUCCUGCAGCUGUACAUGACCGUUGGCACGGACAUCUUCACCGUCGCCAAGUGCUCCCAGAAGCUGGAGCAGUACCAGGGCCAGAUGACCGAGCUGCAGGAGUACGUGGACUACGUGCGUGCCCUCAACGAGGUCAUCCAGCAGUGCUUCCGCCCCCUCAGCCCCAGCGAAGAGAACCUGGAGAACACGCUCCUGGACACCUGGGAUGCCUUUGUGUACCAGCAGCGGGAGGUCUCCGACUUCAUCAUCUCCCGGCGCCUCAACAUCAUUGCUGAGCUCCACAGCUCUCUUCAGAAAGCGACCCGAGAACUGCAGGAGCUGCUGGCCAUGGUCACAGUGGGGCGCUUCCAGGACCCCUCCCAGAAUCCCCGGGCCAUGGAGGACGAGCUGCACCAGCUGGCCUGUCAUUUCCAGGCCACGGUGGCACGGGUGACUGACCUCUGCCGCUCCCAGCGGAUUCUGACCGGGGACUGCAUGGACGUCUCCUUCGUCACGGGGAAGCAGGGGGUCAUCGAGGUGCACACACGCGUCUGGCAGCUGCUCCGCAUCAUUUCUGAGCAGAUCACAGAGUGGAAGUGCUUGGCUUUCGCCAAGUUCAGCACUGCCCUGGCCAUGGAGAAGACGGAGGAGUGGCAGAAGGAGGUGAUCAGCCUCGAGCACUGCCUGCCCAACAACCACCCGGUCCUGCAGGCCUGCUUGCGUGCCAUCGCCGACUUCCAGAAGUACUUCCCCCUGCUCCUGAAACUUGGCAGUCCCUUGCUCAAGCUCAGCUGCUGGAAGGAGAUCUUUGCUGUGAUGGGUGUCAAGUGCCCGUUCAGCAUGCAGUUCACACUGGGCCAGCUGCUCUCCUACCCACUGUUGGAGCACAGCGAUGCCAUCUUCAGGGUCUACAUCUGUGAAAAAAACUGGCAGUAUGCUAGGGACACCCUCCACCACCUGCAGAGGACCUGGGCUGAGAAGCAGUUCCGCUUGGUCAAUUUCAUCCUCAGCGUGCCCUACCAGGAGCCACAGCCAGAGCGCUUCCGACGCCCCGCGAGCGGGCGCCAGCGCCCAGCCAAGCUGGAAUAUAUCUCCAAGGACAGUGGCACCUAUGUGCUGUCAGACACAGCAGAACUGAAGGCCAGCGUGGAGCACAGCAUCGUGACCCUCCAGAACAUGAUCCUGUCCCCCUUCUCGGCAGACAUCCAGGAGGAAGCCGAGAGCUGGGUGUCCACGCUGCGUGCCUUUGAAUCACUCUUGGAAGCCUGGGUCAGUUUCCAGCAGAAAUGGGUCUUCUUGAAUAUUGUUCUCUAUGAGAUGGACAUUAGCCUUCCCAGUGCUGAACUGGAUUUCCAGUUCCAGCAGGUGGAUGGCCACUUCCGGGAGUUCAUGCGGGUGACGUGUAGCGACCCGUUGGUGCUGUCCAGUGUGAGGCUGGUACCCGGCUCGAGCCGUGAGAGCCGCUUCAUUGGGAGCUCCUUGCAAGCCGCGUUCACGGAUGGAUCCGGAGAGCUGCAGGUCAUCAUCCGGGCCUUGGACUACGUGCUGGAGGCCAUUCGCAUGGGCUUUCCCCGUCUCUUCUUCCUCAGCAACGAGGAGCUGGUGGCCAUGCUUGCCACCGCCUCCGAGCCUGACCAUGCCUCGGCCUGGGCCCGGCGCUGCUUCCCCGGGGUCUGCCAGCUGCAGCUCCUGGUGCCCUCUGCGGCCCAGAACCGGGACACGUUCUCUGCCCAGCUACCCGUGGUGCAGGUGACGGGCCUGGUGGGAGCCCGCAGGGAGACGGUGAAGCUCUGCAGCACAGUGUCCCUCUGCCGGAAGGCCACGCAGUGGCUCUGCACCUUGGAGCGGCACAUGAAGGAGACCGUCUUCCACCUGGUGCAGGAGUGCGUGGCCCACCGGCUGGCCCUGCGCCCGCAACUGGACCUGGCCUUCGAGCGGCGCCCAGGGCCCACGGAGCUGCCCCUGCACUUGGUGGCCGAGCGCUGGGUGACCCUGGGAGGCAGCUUCCCCAGCCAGUGUGUGCUGCUGGCCGAGGAGGCGCUGUGGCGGGUGGCGGUGGAAGAGGCCCUGCCCGACCCCGGCCGGCGGCUGGCGCUGGAGCUCAAGCUGAGCCUCAGGCUGGAGGCGCUGGCCCACCAUGUGCGCAUCUACCGCAGCGCCCACCCCUGGGACCCGGAGGGUGACCCGCUGGGCCUGCUGCUGGAGGCCCUGCUGAUCCUCAUGGUGCAGCAGCGCGACGCCUUUGCCCAGCUGCUGGCGGCCCAGGCCAGCUCCCCGCAGGUGUUCGAGUGGGCCCGGCGCCUCAAGUACCACGUGGCCCUGAACCCGGAGAAGGGCCAAGCGGCAGGGCUCCCCGCGGGCAGCCCCUGGCUGGGCAGCCCCCCAGGCUGCUGGGUUGAGGUUCUUGACAGCCGCCUGGCCUACGAUUACGAGUACUUGGGGCCCGGCCUGCGCCUCCUGGGGAGCCCCUCACUGGACCGCACGUUCCUGGGGCUGCUCCUGGCCCUGGAUGAAUUCCGCUGCGGCGGGCUGCUGGGCCGCCCCGACGUGGGCAAGUCCCACACGGUGCAGGGCCUGGCCCAGGCGCUCGGCCGGCAGCUGGUCACCCUCCACUGCGCCGUGCAGAUGUCCGUCAGCUGCCUCGCCCGCCACCUCUGUGGGGCAGUGCACGCGGGGGCCCUGCUGCUGCUGGAAUCUGCCGAGCAGCUUGAGGCGGCAGUGCUCUCUGCCCUCAGCCAGCACCUCAUGGAGCUGCACCGGAUGUGUCUACCCCUGCAUGCCGGCAGGGGGGCCGCCGCCGGCCUCUCCUCCGCCACCGCCUCCCCAGACAGCCAGGACUCGGAGGGCUCGGAGGACUCGGAGCAGGGCGAGGGGCCCCCUGCAGUCCUCCUGCCGGAGCUGGGCACCAAUGAGGCCGAGCCUUACCAGCCGCGCGUCCUGGGCAACAUCCUCUUUGGGGGCCGGCUGCUGCGCGUGCGCGAGACCUACGGCUGCGUGGUCACGCUGGAGCGCCUCCCGGAGACCCUGCGCCUGGCCCUGCGCCCGCUGGCCGUGCUUCCCCCUGACCUCGCCAGGCUGGCGGAGGUCACCCUGCUGGCAGCCGGCUUCCGGGAAGCGGCACGGCUGGCGGACAAACUCUGCACCUUCCUGCGUCUGGAGGCGGAGCUGAGCCCUGGCCCGCGCCUCAGUCGGCCCACCCUGCUCCGGGAGGUGAUCCGGACGGCCGUCAGCAUCCUGUUCAGCCCCCCAGCCAUGCAGGACCCGCUGUGCUCCAAGGGCAAGUCCUCCACCCGGACUGCCUUCCUGCUGGGCCUGGAGGAGGAGCCGGCCGUGAUCAAGGCCCUGGCUGGCUCCCCCUUGCUCUGCGGCCCCGACUGCCCCCGGCUGCACAAUGUGCGGGAGCUGCUGCGCGAGGUCUUCCCCAGCGCCCCCAUGCAGCCGUGGGAGCCGCAGCUGCCGCCUCGCCUGCAGAGCGCUCUGGCUGCCCAGCUGCACGAGGGCAAGCUGCAGGCCGACCCGGAGUUCUUCCGCCUGGCAGGCCAGCUCUGCCAGGCCCUGCAGGGUGCCCCCAGCAUCGUGCUCCUGGGACCCUCCGGGAGUGGCAAGACCACCGCCUGGCAGACCCUGGCCAAGGCCCAGAGCAGGCUGGCGGCCAGCGACGCGGCCCCUCGGGGGCCCAGUGUCAGCACCUCCCAGUGCACGCUCUCCCAGCCGGUCAGCACCGUCUGCCUGUGGCCCAACGGCCUGAGCGUGGCCGAGUUUGUGGGCAGCCUGGAGGGCAGCGUAUGGAAGGACGGGGUCCUCUCCCGGCUCCUGCAGAAGGCGGCCACUUCCUCCGUCGUGGGCGGGGCGGGGAUGGGGACCGGGAGCGGCCAGCAGUGGCUGGUGCUGGACGGAGCAGCCUCUGCCGAGUGGCUGGAGCCCAUCUCCUCGCUGUUCAGCGCCAGGCCCUCCCUCAGCUUGCCCAACGGACAAAGGCUGGAGACCCCCGAGAACGUCCGGUUCUUCUUCGAGAUGCCAGACGUAUCCGGGAUGCCCCCCUCCAUCUGCAUCCGCUGCACCUUGCUGCACUGUGAGGGCGCGAGCCUCUGGCGGGCGCUGCUCUCGUCGGAGCUGGCCUACGUGCACCGCAAGUACGGCCUGACCCAGGAGGGCCUGGCCAUGCUGCGCGAGCUGGCCGAGGAGCUCUUCCCCGCCACGCUGGCCUUCCUGCAGCAGCACUGCUGCUCCACGCUGCUCCCGCACCCCCACCCGCAGAGCCCCCUGGCCCAGGGCGUGCAGGAGGUGACGGCCUUCGCCAGGAUCCUCCACGCCCUGCUGGAGCAGUUUUUGCGCCGAGACAGGAUCAAGCACCUGCCUGGCUCCUUGAUUUUGCCAGGAGAAACGAAGGCCGUCCCUCUUGCAGCUCAUUCCUCUGGCCCUCACGGCCUGGAUGACGCAGUUCCUGCCCAUCACCACUUGCUUGCCCAGAGCACCUUCACCUUUGCCUACGUGUGGGGCUUUGGGGGCCACCUGCAUCCCAGGCACUGGCCUCUCUUUGACCACUUUGUCCGCCGGGCCCUGAGUGGCAGCAGGUUCCGCAUCGAGCUUCCUCCGGCGCCGUCCGUGUUCGACCUCUGCCCUGUGGCCGAGAAAGGUGCUCUGGAGCCGUUCAAUGGCCAGUACCUGACUGGCCGGGUCAAGGGCAUUCCUGCCAGCUUUUCUGUCCUGCCACAGUACGAGCGGGUGCUUUUCGUGGUCGAUCUGCUGCUGGGCUCCGAUCAGCCCAUCCUUCUGGUCGGGGAGCCGGGGUGCGGGAAGUCCUCCUUUGCCGAGGCGCUGGUGCAGCCCAACCACUACUACCACCGCGUGUGCCUCACCCCUGCCCUGAGUGCGGCCCACCUGCGCCACCUCCUGCACAAGAGGUCUCUCAGCAUGAUGCGGGACAAGGGCCUUUUCGCUGCCGGCAAAUCCACCCGCGGUGCGGUCGGCAAAGGCCGCUGCCUCUUCUUCGUGGAGGACCUGCAUUUGGCCUUCGUUGAUCCUGUCCGGGGCUCAAGCCCGGUGGUGGAAUCUUUGCGCCAGGCCCUGACCCACCACCAGUUCUACCAUGCUGAGACUCUGGAGCUGCAGCACUGCCCCGCCGCAGGCUUCAACUGCCUCGCCUCCCUCUCGGUGCCACUGGCCGGCGCGUUGCCCCUCUGCCCUCGCUUCGGCAGGCUCUUCAGCGUCCUGGUGCUGCCCGUCAUGACCGGGGAGUCCCUGCUCGGCAUGCACGCUGGCAGCGUGCUGGCCUGGCUCGAGAAGUUCCCUCUGCUGACCCGGCACAGUGACCUGGCCUCCGCUCUCGUCCGGGCCACCAUUGCCACCUAUGACUCCGUGAGGAGCCGGUUUCAGCCCUCGCCAGCCUGCUGCCUCUUCCGUUUCUCUCUGCAUGACGUCCAUAAGGUCAUCAGGGGCCUGUUCCUGCUGCGGCCCCGGCCAGGCAUUCACCUCAGCAGCCCCCUGGAAGACCACAUCAUCAAGGCGCCUUCCAGCCGGCGUACCUCUGGCCUGAGCAGGAUGGCCGUGGGGACGGGCUACACCAUGAUCCUCAGCAUCCGGCUGAUCAUACGCCUCUGGGUGCACGAGAGCCUGCGCGUCUUCUGUGACCCGCUGCGAAGUGAGCAUCAGCGUGAGCUCUGUGCGCAGGUGGUGAUGGAGAUUGCGGCUGCCACCUUCUGCGCCAGGCAGCCCUUCCUGCGUGUGGUGUCCCUUGCUCUCCAGAUGUCCCGCCUGCCCAGCCGAGGCCACACUGCCUUCCAUCUCCCCAGCACCUCCAGCUCCUUUUUCCCGGGAACCACAGAGGAGGAGGAGGAGGAGGAGGAGGCGGCCGAGCCCACAGAAGAGGAUCUGCUCACGACCCAGGUGGAGCCUGACUUCCUGUACAGCCACAAUGUGGAUCGUCUGGACCCCUGGGAUCCCGUGGAGCAGGCCCCCGCCCUGUCUUUGGAUCCCCCAGCUCCAGCGUCUGAUGAUGAGCCCACCCUGUGGGAGCUGGAGAAUGAGCCUUCCUCAAAAGCGGAUCCUGAGGUGGAGGCUGGGGUGGGGAAGAAGCGCGAAGGGGCCUUCCAGGCAACAGUCUCUGAGAUGCUGCGGGUGUCUCAUGACCCCCGGGCAAGCCCUCAUCGCUCCUCCCUGGUGCGACUGAAGCGGCGCACUUCCUCCAAGAAAGACAGCUCUGGCCCGCUGCUGCCGUCCCACCUCCUGCUGCUGCCCGGUGAGGCCCCGCGAGAUCUUGUCUUCAGCAGGGACUUGGGGCAGGGGGCCCACAGCCCUGGAGCCCACAACCCCUACCAGGAGAAGUCCUGGAGGGCCUUGGAGGGCCAGCUCGCUCCCUGGCUGCCCCCGGAUUUCCUGAAGAGCUCCCAGGGCCUGAGGCACGUGGUCCGCUUGAGCCGGCUGUUCUGCAGCCCCGACAGGCACGGCGCGCUGGUCUCCUUUGCCCGGGGCACCGGGCGGCACACCCUGGUGGCUCUGGCUGCUCAGAUCACCGGUGCCGUUCUCAUGGAGCUGCCGGCGAAGGCUGACGAGGCGGAGGUCUUGGCCCUGCUGCGCCUGGCGAGCUGGCAAGCGGGGGUUGCAGGGAGGCGGGUGCUGCUGCUGGUGCAGCCUGGGGCGAGCUUGGCCAGCCUGCACCUGGUCUUCGCGCUGAUGGCGGAGGGCACCUGCCCCGGCCUCUACAGCCCCGAGGAUUCCAUGUCCGUCAUUCAAGCCCUGCUGCAGGAGAACCAGAGCAUCAAGCGCACCAUGCGGGAUGACCUCAUUCUGCAGAGGUUCUUCCAGUUUGUGCGUUCCAACUUGCACGUGUUGCUUCUGCUGGGGGGGCCGCACUCCUUGGCACUGCCCCCCCUCCUGGCCACAGCCCUCGCCCAGGUACUCUCCAGCCUGGAGAUCUACCAGCCCUGGAGCUACAGGACCCUGUUGGAGGUGACCUCAAAGCACCUGAAGCACCAUUUCAGGCAUUCGAGACUGACGCGAGAGCCGGCGUCGCUGCAUACCCACAAGGACUUGAUCCUCUGCAUCGCCAGAGCAGCCGCCUGGAUCCAUAUCUCUGCCGCUCUCUAUGCAACGUUCCUUGCUGCCCACCUGCCCCUCAUCAGCCCCAAGACUCUUCUGGACUUGCUGGACACCUUCGUGGGGCUGCUGAGUUGCCUUCAUGAGAGGAACAGCAAGCAGACCGAUCGGAUGAAGCUGGCGUUGCACAACAUGAGCGAGGUGAGCAAGAAGCAGCAGGAGCACAGCCGGGACGUGCGCUUCCUGCAGCAGAAGCUGGUCAGGAUUAAGGAGCAAGUGGCGCAGAGCCAGCGCGAGGUGGAGCGGGAGCGGGAGGUGCUGCGGCAGCAGGAGGCCGAGUGCCAGCUGUUCGAGGCGCGCAUCGAUGCCCUCACCAAGGAGAGGGAUGAGCUGGAAAAGGGGAAGGAGCUGGCCAUGAAGAAGGUGAGCAACGAUUACAAGGCCGCGCUAGCGACGUUGCGCGUGCAGGACAUCGAGGAACUGCGCAGCUACCGCCAGCCGCCCCUCGCCGUGCUCCGGGUGACCGACGCGCUCUGCAUGAUGUUCCAUCAGGGGCCGGGCUGGGAGCAGGCAAAGCUGCUCCUCAACAGGGAGGACUUCUUCCAGGAGCUGAUCUUCUACCCCAAGGACCGCCUCUCCCCGGAGCUGUUCAGGGCCCUGGGCCAGGUCGUGUGUGACCAGGGCUUCUCUGCGGCCUCCGUGAAGAAAGCCAGCCAAGCCGCUGCAGCGCUCUGCCAGUGGGUCUCGGCCGUCUACUGGUACCACUGGGCGCUGCAGGACUGGCAGCCAGCCAUGCUGCAGGUGCAGCAGUGUGAUGACCAGAUCCACUCGGAGAAACUGAACCUGGGCAACCGGCGCCUGCACGCCGAGUACCUGAGGAACGCCACCCAGGCCCGGAUCCGGGAGCUGACGCUGAAGCAGGAGCGCCAGGAGAAGCUGCUGCGCCAGCUCACGCAGUCCCUACAGGCCAAGGAGGAAGCCGCCACGGUGGAGAGCUCUGUGGCGGAGCAUUUGGCGACCUGGACGGAGCUCGCCAAGGACCUGGAGCACCGGCACCGCACGGCGCAUGGCGACGCGCUGCUCUGCGCGGCUGUCCUCACAUACCUGGGCCCCUUCCCGCCCGCCCGGCGGGGGGAGCUGCUGGAGAAGUGGCAGGCCGUGUGUGACGGGGCCCGCGUCUCCCUGGGCCCAGAUGACGUCGGCCAGCUGCUGCAGAACAGCUGCCCCUGGCCCAGCUCCGCCUCCACCGGCCCCCCGCUGCUGCUCUUCCAGAAGCCCCUGAACCUGGUCUCCUUGCUCAGCUCGGCUCAAGAGCAGCGCCUCUGGGACCGUGUCCACAAGCCCAGGGAUCCCGAGAGCCGGCUGGCUGCCAUGAUCCUGCGCUCCAGGACUCAUGCAGAGGCCCACCGCUGGCCUCUCUUGGUGGACCCAGACAGGCAGGCACUCACCUGGCUGCUCAUGGCUCCAGCCUUAGAAGACGAGGAAUCGCAAGCCUACAUCCUCUCGGACCUGGUACCAGAUAUGGUGGAGCAGGGCGUCUGUGAUGAGAUACCGGAAGACAUGCUUGAGAUCCUGUCGCUCGCAGCCCCUGACCUGGAGCAGAAACUCAGGCGUGCAGCCAGUGCUGGCUCCCCCGUGCUCUUGAUGGACUUCGAAAAGAACGUCCCCUGGUGCCCAGCGCUCGAGCAGCUGAUGCAGAAGGAGACCUUCCGGGGAGCAGAGGGUACCAUCCUGCUCUGCAAGUCCGAGGAGGAGGAGGCAGCGGGAGAGGAGAGCAAAGAGGAGGAGGUGCUGGUGUCCCCCUCCUUCCAGCUCUACCUGUGCACGGAAUUGCCUCUUGAGGCGUUUGCUGCAGAGGUCGGCCACACACUUCUGAAGAGCCUGAACGUGAUUGACCUCAGCCUCAGCCAAGGGGCCCUGGAGGACCUGCUGCUGGUUGAGGUGGUGCGUGUCGAGCGCCGGGAGGUCCUGAAGAACCGGCAGGCUCUGCACCUGGGAGUCCUGCAGCUGGAGGGCAAACUGGAAGCCACGGAGGAGGAGCUGGUGGACCUGAUCUCCCAGCCGCAGCGGUCCCUGCUGGAGGAGGAGAACUUCAUGCCCAUGAUGAGGCUGCUGCAGACGCAGAUCCGAGCCCUGCGGGCCACCCACCAGCACAUGCUCUCCCAGCACCAGGACCAGGCGGCGCUGUGCGACAAGUACCGGCAGGUGGCCCGCCUGGGCGCGGCGCUGCACCGGGCGCUGCAGCAGGUGGCCCGCCUCCACCCGCUGUACCACUUCCCCACCGAGGCGUGUGUCCACCGGGUGCGGCAGGCCCUGCUCUCCGCCAAGCGCCAGGAAAGCAGCAAGCAGGAGGCGCUGGAGACCCGCCUCCUGGAGCUGGGCCGGGCCGUGCUGCAGCAGCUGGUCGCCCAGGCGCUGCCCUGCUUGCGGGAGCUGGACCGCCUGCUCUACGUCUUCCUCGCGGCCCUGGCCACGCUGCGGGUGGGGGGCGCCGUCAGCCCGCCGGAGUGGCUGGCCUUCUGCCGGGGCUUGCAGGAGCCCGCAGCCCAGGCCCUCCUGCCGCCGGAGGCCGGGGCGCCCCGGCCCAGCUGGGUGCCGGAGGAGGCCUGGCGGGAGUGUGUCCUGCUGGAGGGCCUUCCUGGCUUCCAGGGGCUGCCGGCCUCACUGGCCUCGCGGGCCGUGCAAUGGCAGGAGUACUUCCGCCUGCCCUCCACCGUGGUGGGGCUGGCCUUGUGCCCCAGCCACAGCCACCUCGGCCUGUUCCAGCGUGCCAUUCUCUGGCGCAUCAUGCGCCCCGGCGCCAUGAGCAGCGUGAUGGCGGACCUGACCACCUGCUUGCUGGGCUGGUCCCUCACGGAAGAGAUGACGGCCUCCAACCCCAAUGCCUACAGCCGCGCCAACAGGCCGGUCGUCUUCCUCACACCCGCCGCCGGGGCUCCGGGUUCCUUCACGCAUCCACUUCUCUGGAUCCAGCAGAUGGCUGCCCAGCGCGGACGGGCCGGUAGGGUGGUGGUCGUCUCCUUCGGCACCCAGGACGCGGCCAGGCGCGUGUGGAGGACGCUGCCACUCUGCGCCAAGAAGGGCAAGUGGCUGGUCCUGGACAACUGCCACUUGCAGAGGAGCUGGGACCCCGACGUGCUUGCGCAGCUGCAGCUGCUGCUCGGCGCCCCAGCAGGUGAGGCCGCCCGGGCAGCCCUGGAGAUCCACCCCAAGUUUCGCCUCUGGCUCGUCACAGCAGCGGACGCCCCCGAGUCCGUGCCAGGGCUGGUGCGCCGCAACGCCACGACCCUUUUCUGCGAGAUGCCGCUGGAACUGAAGGGUAUCCUCGCCCACACCCACCAGCAGCUGCAGGGGCAGGCCGUGAACCUGGACACGGAGCAGGGGCUGCCCCUGCUGGCCUUGUACGGGGCCCUGCUGUACCGACAGGCCUGCGCCCCGGGGACCCAAGCUGCCCCGUACCUCUGGAGCCACGAGGACUUGCUAGCAGGGCUGAAGAUGCAAGAGAAACUGAGCCGGCUGCCGGACACGCCUGAGGGAGCCCUGCAGGAGCUGGCAGGGACCAUCCUCUUUGGGGGCCACGUCCUGGAUGAGGGAGAUGCCCAGGCCGUGCAGAGCUUGUGUCGGCAGUGCCUGGGCCCGGCGUCACACCUGCGGCAGGAAACGGGCCUCCAGAGCCUCCUGGCCCUGGUGGCCAGUGGCCCCAGACCUGGGCUCUCGGAAGAAGAGGCGGCGGCGGAAGUCCUGGCCCGCAUCGCGCAGCUGCCCAGCCCCACGGAGCUGACCUGGGUGGGCCUGAGUGCGGAGCUGCAGCAGGAGGCGCUGGCCCGCCGCAGCCGGGCCCUGCUUGGCGCCCUGCACAGGUCCCAGGGCCUCUGGCAGCCGCGGGGCUCCUGGGCCGCCCAGCAGCAGGAUGCUCUGGAGCGGCUGGUGCAGGAGGGGCUGGGCCUGGUGCAGGCGCUGCAGGGGCAGCUGGAGCAGAGUGGCUGGGAGGCAGGAGGCCGGGCCCCCCUGCCCCAGGGGCAGCCCCGGCCCAGGCCCCGGCCCCUGCAGCGCUUCCUACUGGAGGAGGGCGGCCGCUUCCUGGCCAUCCUGAAGCAGCUGGCUAGCGACCUGCGGUGUGCGCACAGCCGCCUGCAGGGAGGCUUUUGCCCCACGCGCCGCUGCGGCACCGUUCUGCAGGACCUGCGGCGGGGCCACCUGCCGCGCCCCUGGCUGCCCCACACCCCCACCGGCCCUCAGAGCCUGCCGGCCUGGCUGGAGAGCCUGCGGCAGCGCUGCCAGCUCCUCUGCCUGUACCUGGGCUCCGUUGGGGGGCCACCGGUGGUCUCCUACCGCCUGGCGGCCUUCCACCACCCGCAGCGCCUCUUCCUGGCCCUGCUGCAAGAGAAGGCCCGGGCGGAGAAGCAGGCGCUGGACAGCUACCAGCUGGAGCAGCAGGUGCUGCCUGGGGUGCUGCCCCCCACCAGCGCCCCCGACCAGGGCAUCUACCUGAGUGGCCUGGAGCUGCGCCACGCCACGUGGAAUGCUCAUGGUGGCUACCUUCAGGAGACCCUCUCGGCCCAGCCUUGCAAGCUGCCCACGGUCUGGAUCCAAGCCAGCCGCCGGCCCUGGCCGCCAGGCCCUGGCCUGCCCCGCUACGAGUGCCCCGUGUACGUGGGGGCUCCCGAUGAGCACGUGUCCCUCAGCAGCAACCGCGUCCUCCUGCGCCUGGCCCUCCCUUCCAAGAUGUCCCUCGAGCUGUGUGCCCAGCAGCGGGUGCACGCUGUCAGCCUCCUGUGCUGA
Molecule: messenger RNA, 14307 nt
Organism: Varanus komodoensis (Komodo dragon)
Lineage: Eukaryota; Metazoa; Chordata; Lepidosauria; Squamata; Varanidae
Gene: DNHD1
Product: dynein heavy chain domain 1
Exons: 43
Biological process (GO): microtubule-based movement
Cellular component (GO): dynein complex
Molecular function (GO): ATP binding; dynein light intermediate chain binding; dynein intermediate chain binding
Source: RefSeq, a predicted model, not a curated record